Messenger RNA from Ricinus communis (castor bean), 1720 nucleotides. RefSeq names its product AT-hook motif nuclear-localized protein 1. NCBI's taxonomy places the organism in Eukaryota, Viridiplantae, Streptophyta, Magnoliopsida, Malpighiales, Euphorbiaceae. The transcript has 6 exons. The coding region runs from base 433 to 1407 and encodes 324 amino acids. Gene Ontology annotation, molecular function: minor groove of adenine-thymine-rich DNA binding. The record is from RefSeq and is a predicted model, not a curated record.
AGUUUUUCACUUCCUUUUUUUUUUUUUUACAUUUCCUCAAAGUGGUUUCUGUUCAGACAGGGAAAAUACCGGACAGCGGUUUUCCCGACACCUGGAAAGGAAGUGAAAACCGGUGCUCUGUUUUCUCGAGAAAUCAUUUUCUCAGGAAACAACCAGUUACCUACCUUUAUUCUUUGAGAAAGGAAAGAACUUUGAUUUAGCUGAUGUGUUUUGGUUUUGUUUUGAGUGAAAAUUGAGUGGAACUUGUGUUAGUACAGUUUGAGCUCAGCAAAUGUGUAAAGUUUUUGUGUCAUAACAGUUUCAGUUAAAGCUUCAAAAGUGCUUCUUGGAGACUGGAAGUUGCUGUUACAGAUACUGGAAUGAUGAUCUAGAUUUGUUAAAAAAUUGGUUGUUUGAUAGAGUGAAUCUGAGUACAAUUGUGAAUUUUUGCGCAUGGAAACAAGAGAAGGAUUAACUUCAGGAGUUACAGUGAUAGGAGCUGAAGCUCCAUCAACUUAUCAUGUGGCGCCAAGGACUGAAAACUCUAGCCAGAUUGCUGGCUCACCAGCAGUGGCUAUGUCCCAAGCCAGUCUAGGAUUGACUGGAACAACAGAAAAGAAGAAGAGAGGUAGGCCUAGGAAAUAUGGACCCGAUGGGACGGUAGCUAGGGCAUUAUCACCAAUGCCAAUUUCCUCUUCAGCUCCUCCUGGUGGAGAUUUCUCUUCUGGAAAGCCUGGUAAAGUUUGGUCAGGUGGUUUUGAGAAGAAGAAGUACAAGAAAAUGGGAAUGGAGAAUUCAGGUGACUGGGCAUCUGGGUCAGUUGGUACAAAUUUUACUCCCCAUGUCAUCACUGUCAACGCAGGAGAGGAUGUUACUAUGAAGGUGAUAUCAUUUUCACAACAAGGACCUCGAGCUAUUUGCAUUCUAUCUGCUAAUGGAGUAAUUUCAAAUGUUACACUUCGCCAACCUGACUCUUCGGGGGGUACUUUGACGUAUGAGGGCCGCUUUGAAAUUCUUUCUUUGUCUGGUUCAUUUAUGCCAACUGAGAGUCAGGGGACUAGGAGUAGAUCAGGUGGGAUGAGUGUCUCUUUGGCGAGCCCAGAUGGUCGAGUUGUAGGAGGGGGUGUCGCUGGACUUCUAGUAGCUGCUAGUCCUGUGCAGGUUGUGGUAGGUAGUUUCCUACCUGGGAACCACCAAGACCAGAAACCAAAGAAGAUAAAGAUUGAUCCAGUACCUGCAAGCAUUACACCAGCCCAAACAAUAGCUAUUCCUAUACCUGUUACUAAUGCAGAAAGAGAUGACAGUAUGGGUGGACAUGGGCUGCAAAAUUCCUCUUCAUUUCGAAGGGAAAACUGGACCACCAUGCAACCUGUGCAGGAAAUGAGAACAUCAGGAACUGAUAUCAACAUAUCUUUACCAGAAGGUUAAUUUCAUAAGCCUGUGUCAAGAAUCUCAAGAUCUCUAACCGACUACAUUGAUUGAUCCUGAUAUUCCACAAGGAGUUUAUACUGCUCCUCUUAUCACAGUUAUCUGUACGCUUGUUUAAGCAUUGCUUUAGCAUGAAGUAGGUGCCAGGCAGGACAUACUGUUCUUUGACUAGACAAACUUUCUGAUUAUUAAGCUAAUUGGAGUAGGCUUCUUGAGUUUGUCAUGGGUAGAAAUAUUUGGAUGUGAAGAAUGCUGGUUUGCCUGCGUUUAUUAGUGACAGUUCUAAAAUCCUUUCCCCUUGGCAAAUCUUUAA